Hyphopichia burtonii NRRL Y-1933 is the source of this 1728-nucleotide messenger RNA. RefSeq lists its product as uncharacterized. Lineage: Eukaryota; Fungi; Ascomycota; Pichiomycetes; Serinales; Debaryomycetaceae. Bases 133 to 1695 code for a protein of 520 amino acids. The transcript has a single exon. The record is from RefSeq and is a predicted model, not a curated record.
GUUUUGUAGUUUGAACAAUAAGAAAGAAUUGGGAACAAUCAGAGUAUAUAUUGAAUAGAGUUCCCUUAAAUUUUUUUUUUGUUCUUUUUUCGUUUUGGUUUUUGCUCUGGUUUUCGUGAUCAUAACUUUAAGAUGAAGAAAGAUGGGUCUCUGAAACAGAGACUAACGUCAUUGGAUAUUCCAAUGACUCGUCCAGCGAACUUGUUUGACAUGGACUUGUCCAAUGCUCUUGAUUCUUUCCAGCCGGGGAAUAUUGAAAAGGAGGAUAUGCCAAAUGUGCUACCAAUUUUCAAUAGACAGACAGACAAGUUUGAAAAGCUAAUGAAGAAGAAGCGACCUUCUUCGAUGCCAGUGUACCCUUCCACUGCUUUAAGACUGGCGAGUGUUCCUGCUUUACACAAGGAGCUUCCCCAACUCCCGACCAAGAUUGGUUCUGCGGAUAACUUGGCUACUAAUCCCCGAUCGGUAUCGAUGUAUCUCAAUCUGCAUUCUUUAAAAUCCUGUGAUGAUGACUUUAUCACGCCUUUAGCUCAAACGUUCAACAAGCCCAAGCAUAUUAUCGUUGACGACGAUACCGAUAGUUUGUUUUCAGAUAAUUUUCUGAAUUAUCUUACGAAUGCUUCUACUGUAUCUAAUCAAAAGCCAAAUGAUAAUUAUAACUAUGAUGAUUUUUUACAAAAUUACUUAUCUUCGGAAGAGUCCAUGACGCAUCAGGCUGAUAAUGAGAUCCCAGCUCCUGUGGCUGAUUUUGAAGUAGAUCACCCAAGGGGAUCAUCCGAUGAUCUUUAUAGCUUUGUUGAUAGUUUAUUUGGAUCGGAUAAUUCAAGUGAAGAAUACAAUACCCCAUAUAUCAGUCCCGAAUUUAAAGACAAGAGUCAUUUUUCUCCACCACAGAAUACUAAUAAAUCCAAAUCAUCUGCUUCGCUAGUGUUGCCAGACUGGUCUCAAACUUUACCAAAAACAAGAGGCAGGAAUGAUAAUCAUUCAAUGGCAUCGAAAACGAAAAGUAUGUAUUCUACAGCAAGUGCUGGAAACGUAAGCUUACAUGAUGCCAAACAAGAAGUAAAGGAGAUUGUUAGACAAAGACCGUUUAGUUUCUGUCUUGAUAGUGGUAAAGAUUACGAAAAUUCAAGGUAUUAUAUUCCCAAAAGUAAUAAUCUACAUCCAUACAAUAAUCAUUCUAAGAGAAGUUUCACCAGUUUACCAAAAGUUCCCGAAGCAAAAUAUGAACUCAAAUCCGAUCCACCGGUCAACAAACAAGCAGCCAAUUUGUUUCUUAAACUCAAUGAAACUCCUUAUCCGGUUAGUUCAAAGCGUUACUCUUCAUUGCCCGUCCCUCCAAAACCUGUUCAACUACAACCGCAAUCAAAACCUGUUCAACUACAACCGCAAUCAAAACCUGUUCAACUACAACCGCAAUCAAAACCUGUUCAACUACAACUGCAAUCAAAACCGGUUCAACACAAACCUACGUCUACCGCUCCGCCAACUCCUUCAAAAGAUAUAAAAUUUUCAAAGAGUCAUCAUACAAAACACUCGAGUAUAAGUGAUGAUUAUGAUAAACAAGAACAAGUGAUACGAAAAGUAAGCGAUUUUUUCAAAAACCAUGCUGUUCGGCACAAAAGAGUAGUAUCAGAGAAAAGCCUACCUGAUCCUCCAAACACUGAUAGACAAAAUAGGUUCAUUCGUCAUUAACAAUAUUUAUUAGAUUUGUAUUAUAUGUAUACU